Messenger RNA from Benincasa hispida (wax gourd), 1404 nucleotides. Its product is annotated as methyltransferase C9orf114 protein. The record is from RefSeq and is a predicted model, not a curated record. Lineage: Eukaryota; Viridiplantae; Streptophyta; Magnoliopsida; Cucurbitales; Cucurbitaceae.
AGUUGGAGUCUGGUUUUCAGCUCAAAAAAUCCGGCAUUCUGAACCCUGCUAAACCCCUUCCACCGGCCGAGGUCUUUAAGAAUGGGGAAGAAGAAGCAUAAGCGACCGGAAUCGGAAUCGGAGGCACUUGACAGAGACGACGUCGAAGCUAAGCAUGAAACUGAGUGUAGUAAUGGAUGCUCUCCUGAGAAGAAGAAGAAGAAGAAGAAGAAGAAAGUCGAGAAUGAUGAAAUCAAGGUAGAGAAGAGGAAACCGAUUUCAAAACCUACAGUGAGCAUUGCGGUUUCCGGUUCCAUCAUUGACAACGCUCAAUCCCUGGAGCUGGCCACCAGAUUGGCUGGUCAAAUUGCUCGUGCGGCAACCAUAUUUCGAAUUGACGAGGUGGUGGUAUUUGACAGUGGAAGAAGUUCAAUGACUGGCUCGGAUAUUGCGGCAGCGAACAAUUCAGAUGAGGAUGAAAGUGGUGCUGCGUUUCUAAUAAGGAUCUUGAAGUAUCUUGAGACUCCACAAUACUUGAGAAAAGCUCUUUUCCCAAAGCACAACAAUUUAAGAUUUGUGGGGAUGUUGCCCCCGCUUGAUGCCCCUCACCAUUUGCGCAAGCAUGAAUGGGGUCCCUAUCGAGAAGGUGUUACCCUGAAAGAAAGAGCUCCAGAUGCUAGAGGAACACCAGUUGAUGUUGGACUGAGUAAGAACGUUGUUGUUGAUGAAAGACUUGAACCUGGAAUAAGAGUAACGGUAGCUAUGGGAACAGAUCGCAAUUUACUUUCUGAUCUACCCCACCAAGUGGUCUCAUCCUCAAGGCCUGUGGAAGAAGGAUUUUACUGGGGCUAUAGAGUGCGAUAUGCUUCUUCUUUGAGUGCAGUUUUUAAGGAGAGUUCAUACGAGGGUGGUUAUGAUCACUUGAUUGGCACCUCAGAGCACGGAAUAGUAGUCAAGUCCUCGGAACUAACACUACCUUCUUUCAGGCAUCUGUUAAUUGCCUUUGGUGGACUUGCUGGUUUAGAAGAGAGCAUUGAGGAAGAUAACAACUUCAAGAGUAAAAAUGCUCACGAGAUCUUUUCAUCAUACUUGAAUACAUGUCCACUGCAAGGAAGCCGAACAAUUCGAACAGAGGAAGCAAUAUUCAUCUCUCUCCAGUAUUUCCAAGAACCGAUAAGCAAGGCAUUGCAGAUUGCAGCAGAUUAGAUUUGAUUGUUAGAAGCUUCAACAUUCAUGAUCCUGUCAAUGAGCUUGAACUUGGCAGCUGGUUCAGUUGUGCUCUGUGGUUCAUUUUUUUUAGUGUAACAAAAGGGUUUAAAGAUACAUCCUUCCCGUCAGUGUUGUAAUUUUAAUUGUCCUGGAAAUUUGGGACGCUUUAAUUUAUAUAUUAUGUGCUGUUUUGGGGACACCCCAAAUUUUUGGGUU